GUGCUCUCUAUAGGCUCUACUAGUCCCAUGUCUAAAUCAUACUUGACCACCGAAUUCCCACCCGAGCUCGUCCUCGCGCUUGCAGAGUCGGACGACAUCUCGCUCUCGUCUCUUAAUUCGCUGGCCCAGACCUGCAACCACCUGCAUAACAUCAUCCAGCCGGAACUUGACGCUGCGCUGACGCCUGAAGUCGCCAGCGAGGUGCUGCUCGAUGCUGCCAAGACAAACAAACCCGAAGUCGUUGCAAAACUCCUUGCUCCCCCAUAUUCCGUCGACCCCAAUGCGUAUUCAGGGAACUCCUGCACGCCGCUUCAUGCUGCGGCAGAGCGCGGGCACGUGGCCGUCGUGAUGCUGCUACUUGCUGCGAAAGCGGACGUGACGCGGACAUGGGACUCGCGUAUCGACGACGACAUGCAGCCUUUGCACCUUGCGGUCUUGAAAGGCCACGUGGCAGUAGCGAGGUUGCUCCUUGAACGUGGAGCGAAUCCGAAUACGCGCUACGGAGAGUGGUUCAGGUAUAUUAUCUGUGAUGCCGCUUACAGAAGCAGCAUUGAGAUGGUCGAGACUUUGCUCGACUAUAAUGCGAAUCUCGAGCAACGAGACACACAUGGGACGCCUCUUGGUCAUGCCGUGGCCAGACGCGAUUUGGGAAUGAUAGAGUAUUUGUUGCGGCGCGGGGCGGAGGUGGAUGCGGAAAUGCCGCUCUAUCCUGGAGCUCAAUGCGGAAGCUUUGUGCCACCAUUCAAAGCAACGGCGCUCUAUUUUGUGUUGUCAUUGAAGCACCCCAAGGGAGACGGGAAAAAGAGGAAUGCUGAGAGUGCACCAAAGGAGGGGAGAGAAAAGAUCAUGAAAUUGUUGUUGAUGUAUGGAGCGAAGAAGGACAGAGCGAUGGAGACGGUGAAGCAGUAUUUGACUGGGUUGGCGGAUGCAGAAGGUAUUUCGGAGGAAGGGUUAUUAAAGAAGGUCGAUAGCAUAUUUGCAAGUGUGGAACUGUCUAAGUAA
This is a messenger RNA of Mycena indigotica, 1002 nucleotides long. RefSeq names its product Ankyrin repeat domain-containing protein 50. Gene Ontology annotation, biological process: positive regulation of transcription by RNA polymerase II. Gene Ontology annotation, cellular component: nucleus. Gene Ontology annotation, molecular function: protein binding; transcription cis-regulatory region binding. Bases 28 to 1002 code for a protein of 324 amino acids. The transcript has a single exon. NCBI's taxonomy places the organism in Eukaryota, Fungi, Basidiomycota, Agaricomycetes, Agaricales, Mycenaceae. The record is from RefSeq and is a predicted model, not a curated record.